Molecule: messenger RNA, 1595 nt
Organism: Cynara cardunculus var. scolymus (artichoke)
Lineage: Eukaryota; Viridiplantae; Streptophyta; Magnoliopsida; Asterales; Asteraceae
Product: mediator of RNA polymerase II transcription subunit 19a-like
Exons: 6
Coding region: 184-828 (214 amino acids)
Biological process (GO): positive regulation of transcription by RNA polymerase II
Cellular component (GO): mediator complex
Molecular function (GO): transcription factor binding; transcription coregulator activity
Source: RefSeq, a predicted model, not a curated record
UUCGGUUAAAGGGGGAAACACGACGACGAACACGGAACCCUUGAUUUCACCGAUUUUUGCUAAAUAAUAACUCGAUUUUGCUUGAUUGAGUGCCAAACUAGUCUCAAUUGUGUCGAUUUUGAGUUCGCAGAAUCUCCUUUGUACCAGGUGAUAAUGAUAUAUCCUUGUAUGAGAUACUGAACGAUGGAUCCAGAAUUCAGGAAGUUUGGAAAAGGUCCGAAGGAACUUACGGGAGCUGUGAAUCUUAUAAAUUAUUACAAAUUAUUGCCGCACUAUGAGUUCUUCUGCAAGAAAUCACUUCCUUUAUCGAUUUCAGAUACACAUUACCUUCGUAAGGUUGUUGGAGACACAGAAAUCCGGAAAGGCGAAGGGAUGCAGUUGGGUCAGCUCAUUGAGAAUAAGUCCUCAAGAGAGACAAAGACACAUAUACAGCCAUUUGACUUAGAUGUCCUCAGGGAGGCCUUUUACUUGAGGGAAACUGCUCCCAUCGACUUGCCAGCUUCAGAGAAAGGGAUUCCUACUCAAACUGGAAGAUCUAAAAGUGAAUCGAAGGACAAGGAUAAGAAGCAUAAAAAGCACAAGGACAAAGACAGGGAGAAGAAUAAAGAGCAUAAGAAACACAGACGUCAUCAUAAAGAUCGAAGUAAAGAUAAGGACAAGGAAAAGAAGAAUGAUAAAACAAUGGCUGCUGAAAUUUUGAAGAAAACCAAUGAGAAGAAAAGGAAACAUGAUGGAGAUGAGGACCUCAAUGGCAUUCACAGGCACAAGAAUAGUAAGCUUAAGAGCUCAAAGAUGGAUGAACUGGGUGCAAUAAGAAUAGCAGCUUGAAAGUGGCUGUGGUCUAUACUGUUGUUUGUACACAGAUUCUGCAAUUGAGAUUUUGAUGGGGUCCUUACCGUAGUCAAACUAAUUGAGGUACUCUUAAGUUUUUUUUGCUUCCAUCUUAGUUAUGCUUUUUAGUUUCUACAUGCAAACAACCUGUUUUUUCCAUUUCUUGAAGUUUCCUUUUAAGAUAAUAGGAGUAUAUCGAGUCAAGAUAAGUUGAAGUUUUCCUGUGGUAACUCCUCUUUGUGUGGUUUAUUACUUUUUGCGUAAAGAAUAUUUGACCCGAUUGUCGUAAAGACUACUAUGGUGGGAUUUUGUUGUCAGAUCUCCCUGAAUAUCAUAUCGUUACUUGAUAGAUGCUACUGUAUUCAUUUGGAGAAUACAUUUCAAUUGACCUUUUUAUCAGAGUUCGUGGCGACGCAUGACUAUGGUAGCAGACUAUGUGUAGGGACCUGUAGCUAAUGUGGUUGGGAAGAGGGAAGCUUGGAAGGGUAGAAGGUGAUUAGGGGGAAGGUUAGAGAACCGAUAGAUGAGAUAUUAGAGCCUCAAGUUUAGUUUGUCGUACAGUUCCUAUAAGUUCUUAUGCUUUCUGUACUUGUUGAACCUGUUCUACUGUCAACAUUUUCUAGUCUUGGUUCUACUUCCCAAAGUUCUUUAUAUGUUACCUUUUUGGUGCCAAGGUCUUUCGUGCUUUUCAUUUCUUCCAAAACAUUUUUGACCAACUUUAUGGAGUACUCUUUCUUCACCAAAGUCCUUUGGAAACACUUUCU